Messenger RNA from Xyrauchen texanus (razorback sucker), 2227 nucleotides. It is a transcript of the gene slc8b1, whose product is annotated as solute carrier family 8 member B1. Gene Ontology annotation, molecular function: calcium:sodium antiporter activity. NCBI's taxonomy places the organism in Eukaryota, Metazoa, Chordata, Actinopteri, Cypriniformes, Catostomidae. The record is from RefSeq and is a predicted model, not a curated record. The transcript is spliced from 15 exons. Bases 242 to 2038 code for a protein of 598 amino acids. Gene Ontology annotation, biological process: calcium export from the mitochondrion; intracellular calcium ion homeostasis. Gene Ontology annotation, cellular component: membrane.
AGGAAGUGCUGGAACGACCUAGUUCAUUACACUCUCCAUUUGAUCGGCACUGAAACUCUCCUUUGUCAAUGUGGUUACGUUAUUUUAGGUCAAACCAAACAUUCUGAAUCACAGCGUCUAAAUAUGGAGUCUCUGAAUUCCCAACGCUUCUAUUCAACUACUGAUAAUAUGCUGUUAAGAAGUAGCUGAAUCCAAGAACCUCGCGUGCCGUGUACACACAAAUAGCAACUUUGCGAAGGCAAUGUUGGAACGGUAUUUGCCUACAAAUGCCUGCUGUGCUGUGUUGUUUUGCACCCUUGUUCUGCGAUGGGAUCAUGCCAGCUGCCAGCAAUCGGCUUCCACUCUUCCUUAUGAGUCAAAAACAACUCAGCGCAUGGAUCUGGGAAAUGUCUGGAGUUCAGAUAGUCCUGCUGGGGAUGUAGUGGACCACAAUGGAGAUGAGUGUGACGUCGUGAUGAACUUGUCUUCUAGACAGAGAUGUGAGUUUGUGAAGAACACACCAGAUUGUUCUUCAGAUGAAGGAUUUAUCAAUUACCCAUGGGUCACCUUUUGCCUGUUCUCACCUCAUCUACUGCCCCUAGUCAUCACACUCUAUGUUCUCUGGCUGUUUGUGCUCUUCCUUGUUCUUGGGCUGAUUGCAUCAGAUUUUUUCUGCCCAAACCUCUCCGCCAUUUCCUCCACACUAAGACUGACUCAUAACGUGGCCGGGGUGACAUUCCUGGCUUUUGGAAAUGGGGCUCCAGAUGUAUUUAGUGCCAUGGCUGCUUUCUCUCACCCUCAAACCGCUGGUCUUGCCAUUGGAGCACUGUUUGGUGCAGGGAUCUUUGUGACAACAAUUGUUGCUGGGAGCAUUGCUCUGGUUAAACCUUUUACUGUGGCAUCCCGUCCAUUUCUUCGUGAUGUCAUAUUCUACAUGGCUGCUGUGUUUUGGACCUUCACUAUCCUCUAUAAAGGCCACAUUACCCUGGGAGAGGCAGUGGGGUAUCUGGGGCUGUAUAUUGUAUAUGUUUUGACUGUGGUUGUGAGUGCAUAUGUAUACAAUCGUCAGAAGCAUCAGCUGAAUAACUCAAUCCAGAGCUCAGAUAGAGCACAAGAAGAUAUUCUAAACUCUGAUGCAUAUUGGGAAACUCUGAGUGGAAGCAGACAAGCACCCGAUGAAGAGUAUGAGCAUUUGCUGCCUUACACUCAAUCAACCACUCAAAUCUUCCUGAAUGCCAUUAACCCGGUGGACAGCCGGAACUGGAGGAGAUGGCACUGGAGUGGCAAACUCAUCAAAGUGAUCAAGGUGCCUAUAGAAGUGCUGUUACUGUUGACAAUUCCUGUGGUGGACAGAGAUAAGGAGGAUCAUAACUGGAAACGCCCCCUUAACUGUCUUCACAUAAUCACUGGGCCACUAGUGUGUGUGCUCACUUUCCAGUCUGGAGCUUAUGGUUUGUACCUCAUUCAGGGAGAAGUUCCAGUUUGGGUGCUCACAUUCUGCAUUGGAUUCUUCCUCUCUGCCUUAGUCUUCUUCACUACCACAAACGAACGUCCUCCUGCAUAUCACUUUCUGUUUUCUCUGUUGGGUUUUGUGGUUAGUGCUCUGUGGAUCAGUAGUGUGGCAUCAGAGAUUGUUAGUGUGCUGCACCUGCUGGGUGUUGUUCUCCAUUUCAGCAACACUGUACUAGGCCUCACCUUGUUAGCUUGGGGCAACAGCAUUGGAGAUUGCUUUUCAGACAUUACUUUAGCCCGUAAGGGUUAUCCACGGAUGGCCAUCGCUGCUUGUUUUGGAGGCAUUAUUUUUAACAUGAUGUUUGGUGUGGGUCUGGGCUGCCUGCUGCAGAUGUUCCAUCAUAAUCGCAUUGUGAUGCUGGAGCCAGAGGGAUCGCUAUGCUGGGUUCUUUCAGGAGCGCUGGGUCUGUCUCUGGUCUUCUCCUUCAUACUAGUCCCUCUUCAGUGUUUCCACCUGAGCCGAGUCUAUGGAGUUUUUCUCCUGAUCUUCUAUGUUGUCUUCCUCCUCAUCGCCCUGCUCACAGAGUUUAAGAUUAUCCAAUUCUGACUUCAGCAGGAACACUAACUGGACAUGUGCAAUGACUCAUCAAAUGUAUAAGAUUACCUUUUUUUUCUUUCUUCUUAUUUAAUAUAUAUGUAUUCUAAGAUUUCAUCAGGGCCAGUAAUUCCUUUACACUAGUUAAAUUGUCUUUUUAAGCAAUGAUACUGUUCAAUCAUGAGAUUAAAAUAUAUAUUU